GGUUCUGUGAUCACAUUUACAAGGACGGAGACUAUCUGCUGCUGAUUCACAUCCCAGAGACGUAUGACUUCACCAUGGCAAGUCCGGCUGUUGUAGAGCAGCUGCUGAAAGAGCUGGAAGAGAGGGUGGACAAUCUGGAGAAAAAAUAUAGAGAGAAGUUGCUGUCGAGAAGAAUCUCUGGUAAAUUCAGAACAGCUUCCGGCAAACCGGGUGAAAAAAUCGUCAGCAUUGCUAAAGAGGAAAGGGCAACACUAAUUAUUACCGGCACUCGAGGCCUGGGCAAGUUUCGAAGGACUAUUCUUGGAAGCGUGAGUGACUACAUCGUCCACCAUUCUAACGUGCCCGUGCUGGUAUGUCGGUGGAAGACAACGGAAGACCACUCUAAGUAA
Messenger RNA from Candidula unifasciata, 389 nucleotides. NCBI's taxonomy places the organism in Eukaryota, Metazoa, Mollusca, Gastropoda, Stylommatophora, Geomitridae. The record is from the annotation of a GenBank genome assembly.